Messenger RNA from Macrobrachium nipponense, 2433 nucleotides. RefSeq names its product glycerol-3-phosphate acyltransferase 3-like. Gene Ontology annotation, molecular function: glycerol-3-phosphate O-acyltransferase activity. Gene Ontology annotation, cellular component: endoplasmic reticulum. The record is from RefSeq and is a predicted model, not a curated record. The transcript has 9 exons. Lineage: Eukaryota; Metazoa; Arthropoda; Malacostraca; Decapoda; Palaemonidae. Gene Ontology annotation, biological process: triglyceride biosynthetic process. Bases 206 to 1684 code for a protein of 492 amino acids.
CACACUAUACAGUAGAAGGCUGCCAGUACGAACUCGCUCUGUCUAAACUCGAAAACAUUAGUCGCAAAGUAAGAUCUAGAGGAAGGAGAGGUAUUUCUGUCGUAAAAGGAUUUUAAAAAGUGUUCUCAUUUCACUGUUUCCAUUUUCCUUGUGAAUGAGACUCAUCCCUUAACUCAGCUAGAACACUGACCUCUCAGACCUCGAGAUGGAGCUCGAAGCCUGGAGUCCCUACGUGCUGAGGAAGAGCUACGAAUCCCUCCUGCUCUCCCUCGGCGUCUGGGAGUUCCUGCUGCCAUACAUAAUCUGGGGCCAAAGGAUCGUCUUCCUUUGCCUCCUCGUCGUCGCCUCCGUCGGCAGGAGACUGAGGCUCCGUAGGAAGUACGUAGCGGUGCUGGACAGAGUCUUCCACUUCGCUAGCGUCGCCAUCCCUCCUCUCGUGGAGGAAGAGGAAGAAGAAGAAGUAGGAGAGGGUGGGGAGGAUUUACGAAAAGAUGGUGAAGGCAAUUGUGCAGCAGUGAUAGAUCCUGAAUCACCUCACGCGGGAUCCUAUUCCCACGAAGGGUCCUACGCUUUCGAGGAUGCCAUGCCUUACAUGGCUGCUGGCAUGAGGGCCGUUGUACAGGACUGCGUCAACCAGAGCUUCAGUCCAUCCGAGCUUCGGACCUGGAACAUGCUUUCCAGGACGAUGCACACAAGGAACCUCCGAAUGAGUCCCUCCCUGACGGUGUUUUGGAUGGUGGGCGUCAUCAUCCGCUAUUUCUUCCUGGUCCCGAUGAGACUUCUGGUGCUGUUCCUCAGCGUCGUGACCCUCACCGUCCUCUGCUCGGCCGUCGGGUUCCUCCCCGAAGGGGACUUCAAGUCGAAGGUCAACGCCUGGGUCGUCACGUGGUGCUUCGACUUUGUCGCUGGGUCUCUCUCUGUUGUGGCCAGGUUCCACAACCCAGAAAAUCGACCGACCCACGGCAUAGCUGUUGCCAACCACAGCUCCCCUAUAGAUUCCAUGGUCUUGGCGACGGAUCAGUGCUACGAUAUGGUGGGCCAAAAAGCCACGGGACUUUUGGGGAUGUUCAUGACGGCUCUUUCGAAGUCUUCUGGGCACAUCUGGUUUGAAAGAAGCGAAGUCAAGGACAGAAAUGCUACGUUCAAUAAGUUGCAGGCGCAUGCGCAGAACACCAAGCUGCCUCCGAUUCUCAUCUACCCCGAGGGGACCUGCGUGAACAACACUGCAGUUAUGCAGUUCAAAAAAGGAGCUUUUGAGAUCGACAGCGUGAUCUACCCGAUCGCCAUCAGAUUCGACCAACGGUACGGCAACGCCUUCUGGUACCAAGACUCCUUCCUCGCCUAUGCCUUCGACAUGAUGACCUCGUGGGCCAUCGUGUACGACGUGUGGUACAUGCCCCCCGUCCGCAGGAGAGAGAACGAGUCGGCAGUUGCCUUCGCUCAGAGAGUAAAAACGAUGAUUGCGCAUCGGGGAGGCUUCGUCGAAUUAGCCUGGGAUGGCUUCAUCAAGCUCCAGAUUAAUAAAGAAGAGAUCUGGAAGAAGAAGAGAGACUUGUGGAGAGAUAAACAGCAGCAGGAGUUCGCUCGGCAUCUCAGCCUUCCGAGCGGGGAUGAAAAAGAUGAUGAAGAACAACAAGACGGAGAUAGAGAAAACGAUGAUGAAGGGAGCAAGAAAAACGAUUAAGAAAAACGUUGAUCUCUUUUUAGUUUGCGUGUACGUUUAUAUUUUAGAAGAAAAUCAAUCAAUAAAGGUCGAAUGAAACGGCAUUUUUCCCCCUUCUGAUACAGACGAGUUCAAGCAUAUAAACGAUCAAGUUAACGGUGGUGAAAAGUACUGAAUGGCUGUGCGACAAUUCUCCUUUUUAACUGUGGUCGUUUCCUCAAUUUGCCCGGUACUGAAAGACCGAAUCAGUGCUGCAAUGCUGUUGUAGUUUCGUCAAUGAUCGAUCGUCCCCCAGUCUUAAACUACGUUCUGUGCUGUAUAGUGAAUAUUUAUGUGUUUCCAAGAUUUCCAAGACUAACGGGAUUUAACGGCUCCUGGCUAAUUUCACCGGGAAAAGUAAGGUUGAAAUAUUGAUUUUAAUUUUAUACGGAUUGGCUGGAAGCACGUAUGUAACGUUGAUAGAAGUAUUCGUGGUAGUAAAUAUAACGUUACGUUUUAAAUUUGUUCGUUACGUAACGCAUUGCCGAACGUCGUAAUGCCAGUAUUAAAUUCAUAGAUAUAUAGUAAAUCCUUAUCUCAACCCCACUACAAGGCCUUUCGAUGAUUGAUCACGAACUAUCUUUGGGCGACCAUGUCAGCUUCUAAAUAAUUUCAAGUUUGUGGUUAGGCAUGAUGAGAAGGAGGCCAAGGUAAAGAUAAACGCUAGAUAAUAAGAUGUUAUGGUUGUGUAGUACGUUAGGUCAGUUGAGUAUUUCUGGGAAUGUUAUACG